Messenger RNA from Coprinopsis cinerea okayama7#130, 765 nucleotides. RefSeq names its product COQ7 protein. Gene Ontology annotation, cellular component: mitochondrial inner membrane. Gene Ontology annotation, biological process: ubiquinone biosynthetic process. The record is from RefSeq and is a predicted model, not a curated record. The transcript is spliced from 3 exons. The coding region runs from base 43 to 720 and encodes 225 amino acids. NCBI's taxonomy places the organism in Eukaryota, Fungi, Basidiomycota, Agaricomycetes, Agaricales, Psathyrellaceae. Gene Ontology annotation, molecular function: 3-demethoxyubiquinol 3-hydroxylase activity.
ACUGCACUCGAAGCCCAUACGUCGAAACGCUAAAGGAACAGGAUGUGGAAGACUGCAGCAACGCGUUUGCCCCGAAGGCUACAGGCGUCUACGGUUUUUACUCGUGGCCUUGCCUCGUCGGCGUAUGUGGAUCCUCAGCGAGCGAAGGAACCUGCAGUUUCAACUACACCGGAUGAUAUCACACCAGAGGAAAGGAAGACUUUGGAAGCCGCGUUGCGGGUAGACCAAGCUGGCGAGAUUGCUGCGAAUUGGAUCUAUAGAGGGCAGUACGCAGUACUCGGACGGGAUAGGAAGACCGGUGAGCUCAUACAGGAUAUGUGGGACCAAGAGAAGAAGCAUUUGGUGGUCAUGGACAAGCUACAGCUGCAACAUAAUGUUCGACCGACAUUACUCACGGACGUUGCGAAGGUGGCCGGGUUUGGGUUGGGAGCAGUCACGGCGCUUAUGGGAAGGGAAGCUGCAAUGGCCUGUACCGAGGCGGUCGAGACAGUUAUUGGGGAACACUAUGACGACCAACUAAAAGAACUGGACGCCAUGUCUACCAAACACCCAAGUAUCCCACUUCUGAAAGAUGUCAUUCGUGAAUUCAGAGACGACGAGUUGGAACAUCUGGACAUUGCGGUGGAGAAUGAUGCACAGAGGGCCCCUGCUCACGCAUUGUUGAGUGCGGUGGUCGGUGCGGGAUGCAUGGUCGCUAUUGAAUUGUGCAAACGCAUCUAAUUAUCGUAGUUUUCUAUGUGACAAUGCGACCUCGAACUUCAGGCG